CUUUACUUAAGUUCUCAUUACCACUCUGCAUUCUGGACUUCAAACAUCUUAACAUCUUCAACAUCGCUUAACAAGUAGAUUUGCGUAAUUAAAACUGCUUUAUAAAAAACUAAGCCAAACUUCAAUAGUUGCCAAGUACAUAAUACCAGCCUGUGACAGUACUAUACAAUCAAUUAAGAUGAAUACCUCUUCUGCAAUGGAAUCCAACUUCACUCUGGACCAAGCAAACUAUGUUGGACGUUUAGAAUCCAGCUUCCUCGCUGAAGUUUGUCGGAUGGAGGAAGGAGUUUUGCAAUCCGCUCGACUGAUGCCUUACCUGCGCGUCAUGCUGACGCAGGAUGGCGGAGCGACAAUUAUGGAUGCUAUAGCGAUCGGGAAUUUUUACCACGUGGAAAAAUAUGUUUAUAAGGUCGGGAACGUUUACCGUUUUCCACGUGGCAUGUUUGAGAUCCGUCCUCGUACAUCGCAGGACUCGUUAUCAAGUUAUCGAUACGACUUGUGGUUUCUGAACUUUUCUGUUGAGAAGGACUCACUUAAAAAGAUUGAUCGCUUAUUUAGUCACGUCUGAUGAAACGAGCCCCUAAAUCCUGCCGGACUUCAGAUUUGGAAUAGACGAUGAAAAAUAUGAGCAUAUACUAAAUGUGUACACUAAAUUAAAUUGCAUUAUGUGCUUGCAUAUGGCAAUAUGUCGUUAUCUACAUACAUUCACAAACAUCGUAUUGUAUUUUUUAUAUUAUUUAGUAUUUAAUAAAUAUUGUGAUUUUAUGCUUA
Molecule: messenger RNA, 771 nt
Organism: Folsomia candida
Lineage: Eukaryota; Metazoa; Arthropoda; Collembola; Entomobryomorpha; Isotomidae
Exons: 4
Coding region: 179-568 (129 amino acids)
Source: RefSeq, a predicted model, not a curated record